This is a messenger RNA of Miscanthus lutarioriparius, 954 nucleotides long. NCBI's taxonomy places the organism in Eukaryota, Viridiplantae, Streptophyta, Magnoliopsida, Poales, Poaceae. The record is from the annotation of a GenBank genome assembly.
AUGAAGUCGCAACAAGGACUUCCAUUCGAAAUAUUCUCUGAAGAAGCACUACAGCAAGCCACAGACGGGUUUGCAGAACAACAAGUCAUUGGCCAUGGAGGCCACGGAAAAGUUUAUAAGGGAGUUAUGAAGGACGAUAUGGAAGUUGCCGUGAAAAGAUGCAUGACAAUUGAUGAACAACAGAAGAAAGAAUUCGGUAAGGAGAUGAUAAUCCUAUCCCAAAUCAACCAUAGGAACAUUGUAAAGCUCCUCGGUUGUUGCUUGGAGGUUGAAGUCCCCAUUUUGGUGUAUGAGUUCAUCCCAAAUGGCACAUUGUUCCAUCUCAUCCAUGACAACCGUAGCCGGCACAUUUCCUUGGACACUCGACUAAGGAUUGCUUAUGAGUCUGCAGAUGCCUUAGCCUAUCUUCAUUCAUGUGCAUCCCCGCCCAUCCUCCAUGGUGAUGUCAAGUCUACCAACAUCCUUUUGAAUGGUGACUUAACAGCAAAAAUAUGUGACUUCGGCGCAUCCAUUCUAGCACCAAGCGACGAGUCACAAUUUCUUUGGAGUUGUUCUCCUAGAGUUGCUCACACGCAAGAGGCGUUCAACCUCCAAGGACCUGAGCACGAGAAGAGCCUAUCUAUGGUGUUUCUAUGUGCAAUGAAGGAGAACAAGCUAGAGGAUAUCCUGGACGAUGAAAUCAAGAAUAGCGAGAAUUUGGAGAUUCUCGAGGAGAUUGCAGAGUUAGCAAGACAAUGCUUAGAGAUGUGCGGCGCAAAUAGACCAUCAAUGAAGGAAGUUGCAGAUAAACUUGAUAGACUGAGGAAGGUCUUGCAAAAUCCAUGGGCACAUAAGGAUCCUGAAGAGUGGGACAACUUGCUUGGAGAGUCAUCUUUGGUUAACUCAGGGGCUCUUAGUACGGGGAAUUUCAGCAUCACGAAGAGAGUUGCUAUGGGCUUAGAAUCAGGGCGUUAA